CCUUGUUUCCAGGUGGCAACUAUUGAUUUCCUGACAUUUCUUCGUUGUUAUUUCCACUGCUGUUUUACUCGGACGAGGUUUGUUGUGGUGGUGUACUGCUAUUCAAGAAUCGGGGUUCGUAUCAUGGCCGAGCUGGAUAUUCAGUAGGAUUCUUUGCAGGGAGUAUGGGCUGGGGCCAACAGAACACCAAGCAAGAGCAGUGGAUGCAACUUCACCACACCCGACUAGACUUCCGUAAAAGCAAUGACGUCAUACGUUUAAAAACGUCAUCUUAACGUUGAAAAGGAAAAUCGACGCAAUCAAAGUUCCCUAUUAUGUGCACUUCGUCAUCAUAACUUGUUAUUGGAGUUGUUGACAUGCAUUUGAGAACGAUCGAAUGUGUCAACGUAUCUUGCCGCAGUCGUAAAGAGACUUCAGUUAGUAUGACCAAGUCUGUGACCUCGAAAAGCAGUUUUCAUACAGCCGAAUUGUCCAAUCGCAGUCGUUUAAUUCUGCAUCGCCGUCGACUUGCAGGAGAAAUGAGGCAAUCACGAGGAACUACUUUUGUGGAGACUUGUUUUUUUCAGGAUAUACUUGGUAUUUGAGCUGCUGAUAUAGAUUUCCUCUCCACUCCCUACAUCCUCGCCAAAGUCCGGCAAUGUAUCCCUCCAUUCCAUUCCGAAUGGCCCUAGCGAGAAGAAGAGGAACUAAAGGCUUUACAUUUUUUGUCUUCGUGAUUUCUAGUGCAUUUCUCGCCGCUUAUUGCUUCAUCUUCUACGAGAAAUGGUCACCGGACUUUAAAAUCGACCAAACUGGGCGGCAGAAACCCUUUGAGCGUCAAACAAUAAGAAGGGAGAAACUUCCGCGCGUACUGAUCCUAACCCUACUUCAUAACUCGGAGAAAAAGCUGCCGCACUAUUUUGAACUGGUGAACGGCCUGAGCUACCCCAAGGAGUUAAUUUCCCUAGUCCUCGGCGAGGACAACAGUAAGGAUGAUACGAGGAUGGUUGCAGAACAGGGCGUCAAAGAUUUGAAGGGAUUUUGGAGGGCUGAGUUCCGCCAUCUUGAACCUCUGGAGGGGAAGCAUAAAGGAUGGGGAACUGAACACCACAGCAAGCAUUACAAAAACAUCCAAUAUCAACGCAGACGCCAUCUUGCUUUGGCGCGGAAUUUACUGAUGUCACACGCCCUCUAUGAUGAAGAAUACGUACUGUGGUUAGACAGCGACGUGAUGGAAUUUCCAAAGGAUUUGAUUGAACAACUGUUGCAACCCGAUAAAGACAUCAUUGUGCCCAACUGUUUGAUACGUUACGUUGGUAACGUGGUGUUGCCAUACGACUUAUCAAGUUGGCGGGAAACGCAGGCGUCACUUGCAUACCAGGCGUCGAAGAAGCCAGAUUAUUUGUUCCUGGAAGGUCAUAACCAAAAAAGACCAAAACGAACUUACCUCAAUGAUCUAAAACGGGAGGGAAAACUCGUCAAGCUGGAUGGAGCCGGUUCCUGUGUGAUUUUAAUCAAAGCGAUUCACUUUAGAACUGGUUUAAACUACCCGAGUUUCGUCUUCAUGAACCAGAUUGAGUCCGAGGGCUUGGCGAGAGUGGCGGCCGCCAUGGAUUUACGAAUCUGGGGGCUGCCAUUUUUAGAAGUGUUUCACGCAUGUGACUUUGAGUCUGCGCAUUGGACUUGCCCGCAGUGAUAAAAGAUCAAAAUAAUUUGGCAAGUUUAGUCGCGAUAUUUCCAGCCGUUGCUUCGAAACUUCUCCGAAGUGGCCUGAUAUCCUCCAAUCUUCCAAUACUCUUUUUACCCCUGAAACCGGAAGAGACCAAAUGUAGACGGUCUAUCACUAAGCAACCGUUACUAACGGCGAGAUUGGAUAUCUUCGAAGCACCCAGCGCCACCUAGGGAUCGGCUCAGAAUCGGGGCCUCGAGAGUGACAUGAAGACCUUGGGUCAUUCUUAGAAGGAACUGGAGAGGAUCGCUAGGGACAGAAGCCUCGCUCUCAGUGGAGCGAUGGGUUAAAGUGGGCUAUUUUUCAAAAAUAAGAAAGGACGUCAAUGAGGGUCAGGGAGGUGAAAUAUAUCUAUACACAAGGUCAUUUUCUGAUAACAUAUCUUCCCACUUAGAGUAAGUAAUUGUAUCUCUACAUCCUCUUUUACUUAACAACACAAUAC
Molecule: messenger RNA, 2150 nt
Organism: Lineus longissimus
Lineage: Eukaryota; Metazoa; Nemertea; Pilidiophora; Heteronemertea; Lineidae
Exons: 2
Coding region: 638-1675 (345 amino acids)
Biological process (GO): protein N-linked glycosylation; cell wall mannoprotein biosynthetic process
Cellular component (GO): mannan polymerase complex
Molecular function (GO): alpha-1,6-mannosyltransferase activity
Source: RefSeq, a predicted model, not a curated record